Messenger RNA from Salvia miltiorrhiza (redroot sage), 1019 nucleotides. Its product is annotated as transcription factor bHLH36-like. Gene Ontology annotation, cellular component: RNA polymerase II transcription regulator complex. Bases 83 to 721 code for a protein of 212 amino acids. Lineage: Eukaryota; Viridiplantae; Streptophyta; Magnoliopsida; Lamiales; Lamiaceae. Gene Ontology annotation, biological process: regulation of transcription by RNA polymerase II. The record is from RefSeq and is a predicted model, not a curated record. Gene Ontology annotation, molecular function: RNA polymerase II transcription regulatory region sequence-specific DNA binding; protein dimerization activity; DNA-binding transcription factor activity, RNA polymerase II-specific. The transcript is spliced from 3 exons.
CUCCUAUAUAUAUAUAUAUGCUCCAUCGACAUGUAGCUUAAUAUUUAUUUUCAUCAUCAUAAAAAUAGGUUUCCUCCAAAUUAUGAGCUGCUUUUCCGAAAUGAUUCUUGAACAAGAUUUGACGAUAUCGAAUGAGGCUGUUUUGGAAAGCCCUCAACUUGUAACGAAAAAGAGGCGAAGAACAUCAAAAUCAGGUCCCAAACAAAACGAAGAAAACAAAGUAAGCGAUGAGCUGAGGAAAACUACGCAUAGAGAAAUUGAGAGGCAAAGAAGGCAAGAAAUGUCUACUCUUUACGCCUCACUUCGAGAACUUCUCCCUCUUGAAUACAUCAAGGGGAAACGGUCGGUCUCUGAUCACAUGCACGAGGCCGCAAGUUACAUAAAGGAUAUGGAGAAGAAGAUAGAGGAAUUGCAGUUGCGGAGAGAUGAGCUGAAAAAUGCAUCGGCUUCAAAUACUACUUUUGAUCUGCCAAAUUUUGUAACGGUGAAUUGUUGUUGUGAUGGGCUUGAGAUUUUGAUCAACUGUGGUGUCAAAGAGGGUUAUGGAUUUUCCCUAUCAAGAGUGAUUGUGGAAUUGACUCACAGCGGACUCGAUGUAGUCACCUGCAUUUCAAACAAAGUGAACGGCAGAUUCUUGUACAAAAUCCAUACUCAGGUAAAUGCUUUGGCAUAUAUUAAUCUGGCUGAGCUGCAGCAGAGGCUCGCGUAUGAGAUCAAUUAAUAGUCGUUGAAUCUUUUGGGGAUCAAUUUUGACUUUUGUGGCAAGAUCAAUCGAAAUUUGCUUGGGCUUCUCUAAAUAGUCUGCUGGAGGUAAAUAUUUGGAUGUUUGGGAUUUUAUUAAUUUGGAGUUCUUAGUGGAAAUUAAGUUCGAUUGAAUCGUCGUCGAUCAAGAAUGUGUUAGUACAGCUUGUAAGAAAUACUAUAUCUUCAUAUUGUACAUAAAAAAUUUGUACUAAAAAUAUUUAAUCAUCUUUGCCCUAGUCUCAAUAGAAACCUUGGAAGAUGAGGCAUUUCAGCGA